CACGUGGAUUAGUAGACAAAGGGAUCGAUCAUUCGCUGCCAAACAAGACAUCCGAGGAGACGCGCUCCACCACGCUCUUUGACCUGCUCUUUGACCUGCUCUUUGACCUGUCCGACAUAUAUAUAACAUGAUCCUCAGUAGCAUGGGCGUUUUAGAACCCUCGUCCUUUCCACUGCUCUACUAGCAUAUACCAGGCCAUCAUGCUCAUGUGUGAUUCGCACUAUGCUUCCUCCAGCCGCAUCCACCCUGCGUCUCUGGUGGACCCCGCCACCCAUCCCCAGAGCGUGCUGCGCAUCAUCGAUGCAGAUGUAUCUCAAUAUCUUAUCGACUACACCGUCGACUGCGUCACGGAAGCCGCACACUUGGCCCUCGAGGAGGGAGACGCACCGCCCGUACCCCAAUCAGCGUCUUUGUCUCAUCCCCCUCGUGGCCGUACACCACGCCGCCGUCGCCGCAGUAGCUGCGAAGUGGACGACCGCCGGCGUCUUACCGACUUCGUCUCGACCCUCGUCGCGCGCGCACAGAUCACGGCACCCACGCUGCUCGUCGCACUGAUCUACCUUGCACGUGCCCGCGGGACCAUGGCCGUCCGCAGCCUCGCGGGGCUCCUGACGCAGCGUCUUGUGCUCGGCGCGCUCGUGCUCGCGAGCAAGUACACGCAGGACGGCGCGAUGCUGAAUGGCCACUGGGCAGUGUGCACCGCGGGACUGUUCACGACGCGUGAGGUGGGAAGGAUCGAGCGCGAUCUACUGAGUGUGUUACGCUGGGACCUGGGCGUCAGGGAGGCGGAGGUGGAGGUACAGUGUGAGAAUGUGCAGAAACAGAAAUGGGCUGACGCGGCGGGAGAGGGUGGAGUAGCAGAAGCCCAACUCUUGUCCGGACGCACUCGAUCGACGGGUAAUCGUCACCGGAGAAGGAUGCCGACGAUGUGUGCUGUUCCGGACCUGGACUCGAGCCCUGCAAGCAGCUGCAGCAGCCUUUCACCCCGCACGCCGGAGGACCUCUUGCGGCCCUCAUAUCAUCCGAGAAAGAUGUCCCAGUUGACGAUGUCUAUGAUGUAUGCCGUGGAAGAGGGUGUUCCCGGCAUUCUCGUCUCAGGGUAGCGUGAAUGUUUUACCACUCUUUUUCAUGGCUUUGCCGCCCCUGCCGCCCGCGUCAUCGUGUUGCCCGCCAUGGAUCCUACACAGUACGCCGUUGUACUGUACACGGUGUAAACUUGUCAUCAUGCGCCUGCACGUGCUCUUGUUUUUGAACAAUAGAAUUCUCCCUCCGUACCCACAAAUUACGUGUGUCGAAUGCGCACGGAGAAUGCUCAGACGUCGGGUCCCGAAUACCAAGUGAAUCAACGGGCCAAGAAACAGCCAAGCUUCUCAGAUGAUGCCGAGCCGUCAUCAUGAUGACGCGCGCUUCACUCUCUUCCCACAUCCAUCCGAGACCGACGCAGACCGGAACCCCAUAAUCCGCUUCAUUCCCAUUCGCUGGACGACCUCUAUUAUAACUAUCGAAAUCAGACCGCGCAUCAUCACGGAACGAUCCUGAGCCCAGUGCAGGCAUCGCAUCUACCUUGGUGCCGUGCGGUUCAGGAGGGUGACAAAUACGGCCAGCUUGGACACUCCUUUAUGCCUCCCUGAUCUUCCGUUUCUUCGACCACUAUGACGCUACCACAGAGCGAGUCCGCUGCCCCCUACACGCCCGCUCUUGGGUAUCUCGGAAACCUCACGGGCGCGCAACAAAGCAGCCUAGAUCGAUUACGCGAUGAGCUGAGGCGCGAUGCGGUGGACUCGAAGAGCGGGGAGAGGAUGGACGACGAGACACUCCUGCGGUACGUCACGCCCGUCUGUGUGUUGUGUGCGUCUCGGAUGAUGUUGAUGCUUUAUGCCACCCGUUGCCAGCUUCCUCCGCGCGCGGCGCUUCGAAGUCCCGGCCGCCAAGGAGAUGUUCGUCUCGUGCGAGGCGUGGCGCAGAUCCUUCGGCGCGAACGACAUCCUCGCCACGCUCGACUUCGCCGAGCUGCCCCUCGUCAACCGGUACUGCCCGCGGUACUUCCACAAGACGGACCGCGACGGGCGGCCGAUCUACAUCGAGAGCUUCAAGACUGUUGACGUCGACGCGCUGAAUCGCGUGAGCAGCGUCGAGCGGCAGCUGCAGCGGCUCGUGUACCAGUAUGAGCGCACGCUUCAGACACGCCUCCCAGCAUGCGCCGCGCGCGCGGGGCACGCGGUCGACGCGUUCUGCACGAUCAUCGAUCUCGAGAAUCUCUCGCUGGGACAGUUCUACCGCGGCAAGGACUACCUCGUGCGCGCCGCGUCGAUCGGGCGGCACCGCUACCCGGGGAUGAUGGGCAAAUUCUAUAUCAUCAACGCGCCGUGGGCGAUCUCUGCUAUGUCCGCCUUUGUCAAACCGCUGGUGCACCCCGACAGCGCUGCGAAGAUCGUCGUGCUCGGGACCGACUAUCGGCAGACAUUACUAGAGCAGAUCCCUGCGGAAAAUUUGCCAAAGGAGUACGGAGGCACAUGUGAGUGCGGUGGGGGGUGCACGAUGAGUGAUGCGGGGCCGUGGAGGGACUCUGGGCACAAGGUUCAAUUGAACUGAGGUGUGACACCGCUAUUUUUGGGCAAUUAUCGCCCAGCUUAGAACUUAAUACAUCCGUCUUGCGGUCUGUAGCGCUACUAUUUCUAAUGUACCGGUUUAAGACUGAAACUCAGCUUGUAAAACGCGUAAUGGCUUCUGGCCGAUGAGCGGC
This is a messenger RNA of Mycena citricolor, 2743 nucleotides long. NCBI's taxonomy places the organism in Eukaryota, Fungi, Basidiomycota, Agaricomycetes, Agaricales, Mycenaceae. The record is from the annotation of a GenBank genome assembly.